This is a messenger RNA of Pochonia chlamydosporia 170, 1464 nucleotides long. Its product is annotated as kinase activator (Atg17). Lineage: Eukaryota; Fungi; Ascomycota; Sordariomycetes; Hypocreales; Clavicipitaceae. The record is from RefSeq and is a predicted model, not a curated record. Gene Ontology annotation, cellular component: Atg1/ULK1 kinase complex; phagophore assembly site. Gene Ontology annotation, biological process: activation of protein kinase activity; autophagy of mitochondrion; autophagy of peroxisome. The transcript has 2 exons. Bases 1 to 1464 code for a protein of 487 amino acids. Gene Ontology annotation, molecular function: molecular adaptor activity; protein kinase activator activity.
AUGGCUGCCUCGCCAGCAGCUUCGUCUCGCCGCAGUGCGGCAUCCUCAUCGGCCUCCCUCAAGCGCUCCGAUGAUCAUCCACCCAAAUCUCCAACCAUUUCCGUCGAUACCCUCGUCAAUCAUUUACUCGUUGCCAAACGUUCCUUGUCCUCCAUGAACCAUGUGCUUCGUGCCAACGAGCUUGCGACCUCGGCGCGUCACUCCCAGGAGGAGAUGCUGCUGCUGGCAGCGCAAACCGCCUUCGUCCGAAACUACAUCCUCGAUCAAAAUGCCAUACUGGUUCGCAUCAGAAGGAGUCUGCAAGCGACCUAUGAAUGGGGCAAGCGAGACUUCAAGAAGCUUAUCAAGAUUAUGGACGAAGUCGACGCCGCCUUGAGUGGAACCAUGGACAUGCUCCGAGAAACCGAAGUGCAGACACUCUUUCAACCAAACGAUAGAGAAAGGAAGAACUUGUUAGAUUUUGUUGAUGAAUCCAGCAGCAUCCAGCAGUCAUUUGACGGGGACCUACUUCGACUCGAAACCGACAUUCGAAACCUCGCACAACGCAUCAGCGAAUCGUACUCGCAGCCACAAGUAGACGAUGGGCAAAUGGCGCCUGUUGCACUUUUACAGAGCCUUGAUGAUCACUCGUCGACCAUGGCACAACUAUUGGCAUCGCUAACUAAGCACUUCGACAUGUGCGUCACGGCUAUACGUACCACCGAAGGGGCUGCAGCACUCGCCCGACGAAAGGCUGCAGAGGUCACACAGUCACAGGGGAGUGAUGGCGUGUCAAUAUCUGGCGUCAUCGCCGAGCAGGAGUCACACAUGUCUGACCUCGAGCCCAAGACUGCCGAAGACCGAGCUGAGAUGCUCAAAGUGGUUGUUCAGGAUGCUGAGGAAGUCGACGAUGUUGUACGAGAGAUCCAAGAGCGCCUCGCGGACAUGGAGCAAGAAUACACAUCAAUACAUGAGCAUGUAGACCGGUCCAAGGCAUCCUACUUUGGCGUACUGUCAGCGUUUGAAUUAGUGGGACAAGUCGGUGACCGCAUCGAUGACUAUCUUGCCGCAGAAGAAGACUUCCGACAACGAUGGGAGCUGGAGAAGGAAGCCGUUUUUGGAAAACUUAGAGAGAUGAGGGAAAUGAGGGACUUUUACGAAGGGUACGCAAGUGCCUACGGCAGUCUUGUGCUGGAAGUCGAAAGACGGCGGGCCGUCGACGAGCGAGUCCAAGGCAUCUGGCGAAAGGCGCAGGAGUCUGUGGACAAGAUACUCGAGGCGGACCGAGUGUCCAGAGAGGCCUUCCGACAGGACGUUGGUGAGUACCUGCCGGCUGACUUGUGGGCGGGCAUGCAAGGUCCAGCCAAGAAAUGGACUGUUGUUCGUAUAAAUGACGACGACUCGGCUGCUGCCAGCAUGGUUGGCCGACUGGAUUCAGCGCAAGGAUCGAGACUGACGGGCAGUGCACGACAAAGUGCGGAUUAG